This is a messenger RNA of Gryllus bimaculatus (two-spotted cricket), 3232 nucleotides long. NCBI's taxonomy places the organism in Eukaryota, Metazoa, Arthropoda, Insecta, Orthoptera, Gryllidae. The record is from the annotation of a GenBank genome assembly.
GUGAUGCCAAAUAAUUACAUUGCCUCUGUGACACUUUACGCUGGGGAGAGACCUGGUCCUGAGGUAUGACAAUGGCUUUCUGCCACCUACCUCGUGCUGCAGGGAAGGUACUGGCAGUUCUGACAACUUCACAGCGUGAUAUGAAAAUGAAACUUCAGAUGUAAGUAUCCAAUCCCAUCUGAAAGAUUAGAAGAUGAGGGUUGUCCCACAAAGCCAAUUCAGCUGCCAGAUUGAAAGGAGUUGUUCUGUCUGGAGACAGAUGUGUAUAACAAUAUUAAAUUUUGAGAUAUGUUGUGGAUGUGGAAUAUCUUGAAAGUAGUUAUUUAAGCCAUACACUCAUAUGGUAUGAGAAGAGCAUGAUCUCAUAAUGUUUUGUGUUGAUGCAAAGUACAUCCUAUGUUUGAGCAGAAAUGAAGAACAUUCCAAGUGUUUCAUAAUUACUAUCAUGUGUGUGGUGGUUAAGUCUGUGUUUUUAAAACAAUUUCAGAGCCUUUGUGUAUACUCAUUUCUGCACAAUGGUAAAGACAAAAGUCUUUGUCAAUUUUACUGCAUGAUGUCAACUACAAGAGUCAGUGAUGCAUUAUAAUGCAGAACCCAAAGCAAUUCACGAAGUUAAAUUCUUUUUAACAACAUGGCAUGCUUAGACAACCCUCGAUUGUACAAAAUAAAUGCCAUUGGAGGGCACAGGCCUGCUCUUAUUGCAAAAAGUUAACACCAGUUCAGAAAAAUGCUUGGAACUUUCCUGUAAAAAAUUGAAAUAAAAAAGAACACAAAAAUCAUAGAUAGAACGAAAAAAAGCUUAAAAUGGGAAAGAAAAUGUUCCAAAAAAAGUUCAUUAGUUGGAUUGUUGUAAGCUGUAAGUCUGCUUAACAAAACCAAAGCCAAGAAGAACUCUAUAGCUUUUCUGGUGAUUGUGAAGAAAGUUCUUCAAAAUUUAAUCUUAUUACAAAAUUUCCAAUUAUUGUAAUUCAAAGUGUGAAUAAUCACAUUUUGCAUAAAACUUAUUCAGAUUUUCUUCAUAAAUAAUCCACAAUUUAUUUCUUUAGAUAAUCUUAAGGCUUAAUAAUAAUUUAUUGUGAUCAUUAAUUUUGUAUGAUAACCAGAUGGAAUUCAUGUAACAAGCACAGGGCAUUCUUUUUACAAUUGUAUAUUAUUGUAGCACUAUUUUACAAUUGGAAAAAAUCGUAAAAUAUAUGUCUCAGAUAAUAUUCAGGGUACAAAUUGUGGAAGUACUGAAUGUUGAAGAAAUAUUCUGAAUUCACCUGUUUGGCACUCUCUCUUACCAUAAAUGACCUCAUACUAGUAAUUGUGAAGCAGGUCAGGUAAAAUAAAGCGUCAUGACAGUGUUUGGGAAUUACUGCAUAAAUAUGUAAUCACUUUUGCAUAUGAAAAUUGUGACAUAGAAAUUAGUCAUUAUUUUUAUCAAAAUGUAGUGGAGUAUGCAGAAGUAAAAUUGUCAGCAGUCUUCAACCCCCCAGAAAGUAUUGAAUUAUGCAGGUUAUUCACAGUUGUUUGGUAGGCAUGCAAGAAAUAUUAUUUGCAGUAAAGACAUAGGUAUACAUUGACAUUAACAAAGACCAUGGCUGUAGCUAGUCAGAAAUGUGCCUCAUUAAAAGUUGGAAUGUAUGUUUCUUGAUUUGCUGUUAGUAUUGUAUAUUGUACAUUGUUUAACAGAAUUAUCAGUCACAGCCCAUAAAAUAAUAAUGCGGUGGAGAGAAAUAUUUCACCAUAAUAUGUUUUGUCUUUAAAUUUGGAUAUUGGAAUAUUACAUUUAUCUAAAGUACUGGCCAUAUCCUUGGACUCUACAUUUUGAGUCUUUAUAUUUAACAUAACUUGGCAGUUCACUGUGACAUUCUCAGGGUGUCAGUAAAACUAUUUUCACAAAUGUGUUGUUCAAGAAGUAUCCAAGGAGGACUUCUUGCUGUUUACAAUGCUCAGUACACAAUCAUUCAUUAAUUCACAAUUUUAAACUGUAAUUGUGUGCAUGACAAUUGUGGUAGAGUGUUAUUUAUGUGGCACAGUAUACUUGCCAAGUGAUAGCAUGUGUUAAUGCAUCUUUCUGUUAAACAACUAUUAGUGCUUGAGAAGUUCAGUGGUACUCAGCCAGCAUGAUGUCAUUUGUGGAUGGGGCUAGAUUUUUAAAUUAUUACAUACAAUUUUUAUAGUUUUGAGCUGUUUCAGUGCUCCACAGUGCUUACUGUCACCUGAGUAUUGAGCUCUAACCUGUUCAUAUGGUAUUACAUGGUUUGUCAAGCAAAUCAUCAGUUGGAAUAUUUUAACUCAUUACUUUCACUUCUUAUUUUACACUAUUAAUUUAUUUGCUUUUAUUUAAUUAUACCAAUGUAUUUUAUGAAAUAGUGUAAUUUUGCAUUUUCAUUGUACUUGACAAAGAGGUAAUUGUAAGUGUUUGAAAAAUACUGUAAUGUUGUUACCUCCUUUUGUUUAAUUAUGUUUUAUAAAAUUAUAGGUAAGUUUGAAUGAGUCUUCAAUCCACAAACGUCUAUGAUAGCACUUUCGAUACGAAUGCAAUUAUAGUUUUCGUAUGUCAUUUGAAAGAUGGUAGUUCAUAUUUUAAAAACACAUAAAUAUUUGAAGGUUUUUGCACAAGUCAUGGCGAUAGUCUACUUACACCGUGCGACCUGUGCUAUUUUUACCUAUAUCCCUUUCUUGAGGAAAUAUUUCCUUCAUUAAAAGUGUAUCCCAAGAGGAAUAUAAAAUGUGUAUAGAGAGAGGACUUGGAUCUUGUAUAGGAUCUUGUAUGUUCUUUGGCAAGUUUAUAUUCCAAAAUUAAAAGUGGUGAUGUACAAAGUACAGCUCUUUUCAGUUGGUCAUUUUAAAACUCUAUGGGAUUUAUAAAACAUAGUUGAUAAAUACCUUUCGCCAAGAGCAUUUUGUUUUCUAAAGUAGUUCUGAAGAAUUUAAAAAUGUAGAAGCAGUGUAAGUUUUCAACUUUGUUUUAUAAAGCCUUGUGAAUAAAAUAAGUAAAUGAGACUGUACGUUUGACCAAAUAUUUACUUUAUCGAUACUGAGACCUAUUUUGUUUUAUAUAUUUCAGAAAAAUGAUCUCUGUUGCCCUGUUAUACUUCUGUAUUAUACAAUCUAUGUCAUGGUGCCUCAUUAUGAUGUCACCACAAUAUACAAAUUCUGCUAUUAAAUAAAUUACUAUUCAAAUUUUUAUAAUUUUUAUUGUGUAUGUAUUUUGUUUUACUCCAUAUCUCAUCUUUAAAUAGAU